Molecule: messenger RNA, 6446 nt
Organism: Linum trigynum
Lineage: Eukaryota; Viridiplantae; Streptophyta; Magnoliopsida; Malpighiales; Linaceae
Source: the annotation of a GenBank genome assembly
UUCGAGUCUCCGAUAUGCUCUUUCUCUCUUACACCUCUGAUUGUGCCUCCUUCUCACCUCUACGAUAUGUUUUAUUCCCCCCAUUCUUUGAUCUCUUUUGUCGGUCGCCUUCUCCACUGUUGGAUUCAGGGGUGGCCACCCCGGGUCCCAGCCCAGCCCUCCUUUGAAUCCGUAGUUAGUAUUGUCCUUAUGAAAUUUAUGAUUUUAGACAUUUGACCCAGUGUUAUUUUAUGAUUAGAUUGAGUUUAACUAGAAAAAUUAUCAAGUUGAACAUAUUCAAAUCACUACUCUAAAUUUUGCCUACAAAUUUUAGCCCCAAAGAUUAUGGGUCUAAAAAAACAAUGAAACCUCAAAUGCUAAAAAGCUUAAAACGUAAAAUACUAAAAGAAAUAUGAGGUUUGUUCCCUUAAAAAUUUACUAGAGCAGCUGGUGUGCAUGGAUGGACACACAGUCACACAAUGCAAAUUGAUUAGUCGAUUGAUUUAUCUAGUGUUGAUGUUGCUCGUUUCAACAGCUACUACGAAGAGAACCUUUUCAAUAAUGAAACAUGUGAGAACUGAUUUGCUCAACAAAAUGAGCGAUGAAUUUCUCGCCGAUUGCUAAAGUAUUUUAUUUGAAAUAGUGUAUACUAUUGGUAUGGAUGUAGACUCCAUUAUUGAAACAUUUCCUAAAUUAAAAUACAGUCGUGUACAAUUUAUAAUUCAAGAAACGAUAAUCAUUAUAUUUUUUUUACGGUUCUAAUUUUAUAAUGAAAUGCGGCAUAGUACUCUUCUGUGUUCUGGAUCCGUCGCUGGCCUUCUCUCUUUUCCUCAUAUGAUUUGGUUUCUGUUCCUUCCUACCCUCCUCCAAUCUCCUUCUUUCAUCGGUCUAUUUUCCCCUCGGGAGAAAUAACGAAGUCCAUGCUGUGAAUUUUGAGGAAGAAGAACUUCAUUACUCCACAAAUCUUUCAACCCCCCCCCCCCCCCCCCCCCCCCCAGUCGUCUUCCUCUCCAUUGUCUGCUCUUUCUCUCUUUCCCAUCCGCCAACAAAUUUGGUAUGUGGGAACAGUGGCGUAGCCAUACUUUGAAUGGACUGGUGUACUUAAAAUUUUGAGUUGAAUGGGGUCCUUAAGUGAGGUAAUAUCGACCAAAGUAUGGGUCCUUCUCCAAAAAAUCAUACUUAAACGCAUAUAUUCAAAGGGUUUUAGUACCAAACUUUUUGCUAAGUGGGGUCUCUCCUCAAUGGCUCCCUCCGCCACUGUGUGGGGAAGGAGAAGAGAAGGGUAAGCAGAAAUACCUUUUCCUCUUCGAAACGGGAAUUGGGUAAGAAGAAGCCGAUGUAGCGAAUUUUCUCGAUUUCUUGUAACAACAAAACGAUGUCAUACUAGAGUUGGCCUGUUACUCGGUCAGCUGGUCGUACUGCUUAGGUUUCAACUUUCAACCCCUCCUCCUAGAAGAACAACACUAAGUCUCAAUUUCCCUUUUCUACCACAUCGGCGGUUUUCUAAAACGUGGAUGAGGCAACUAGGUACAACUAACCAUUGGACUCCCAACAUUCAAACUCGCCUUAAACUAAUGAGUAAGGAAAACAAAGCGAGCGGUGGGAGCCGCUCGCCGCGCAAUUGACAUAGUAUAAUGCGCAAGUAAUUUUUGGAGGGGUUAUAGGCUGGCCGAGUGCUGACGCUGCUUACUUUGCAGAACUCGCUCGCGCGGGCCUCCCUUUUGGAACCCAUCCCCCCAAUUCCCUAGUUCCAAACUUCUUCCCUCUCAUUGUGGCAUUUUAUCGAACAGGUCGCGACCGUCAAAUUGGCGCCCCGAUUCUCAGCUUUCACAGCUCGCUCGCUCGCUCAAAUUGUGCUCAUUUUCGGGGAAGUUUUGUCGUCGCCAAUAAUCUAUAACGGGUCGUCUCUGGUCUUCGAUUUAUCGUUUCUUGGUACGUCACCAGCAAACAAAAGGGGAUUAUGGUGGAUUGGUGGUGGGUCACUGGAAAAGCUUUGGCGUACGCACGCGAUGGUGAAUGCAGACAGAGGACCCGGAUCGAGCACCAAAACCAAAAUGGCAAGGUGGAGUCUUUGCUCCGUCUUCAUUUUGAUUCUGGGCGCGCGCACAUGGCAGUCCGCAGCCAAUGGGGUUCCAACACAUCAUCAUCCUCAAUCUUAUCAAAAUACCGAGUUCCACAAUGGGUAAAGGUGAGAGCGCGCUCUCUCUCUCUCUCUCUGUAGUCUAUAUUAUAUGCGGUUGCAGAAGCAGUCGAUAUCAGGAAAUUUGUAAGUAUUGGCACUAGGGGAAGAACCAAAAAGAGCUGAACGAUGUUAUGAUUAUGCUCUCUGCUGUCCUAUUGGACCACCACGCUAUAUACCAUAGUCUCCGAUAAACUCCAUUAUUUGAUGCUUCUGCAAUUCUGCUAUGAAUUUUGGCCUUUCUGCUGUCUCUUGCCAUCAGCUUGCAAUUUUUGUUUGCUGCCUACUAGAGAAUAGUUUCUUUUCGUUGUCCUUAACAAAUUCAAUAUUUUCAAGUGGGAUCAUGAUAAGCCUUUGUUGGCUUCACCAACAUUUUGGACACUAGCUUUUUGUGUUUUUGAUGAUAUUUCAUUAUUUCUGGCGUUUGAUAUUUAGUUGACAGUUAGAAUUAUAAAAAAUUAGUGGAUAUAAGACUGUAGAUUUAUGGAUGGUUUUCGUUAGAAGUUGCAUAACCCAUGUCCGGAGUCUGCAAUUUUUGUUAAAAGUUGACAGAAGUUGUCUAUUUUGUUCGAAGAGGUUCGUUGCUCAUUUGAAUGAGGUGUUUGGAUAUCUGGGCGGUGAUGCUUUCUUGGUCUGGUUUCGUGUUAUUCCAUUGAAGGCCUGUAAGUUACAAGCCUAUGUAUGAUUUUAACUCACUUACCGGCGGGAAUAUAUUGAUGCAACUGGAGUGGACACGAAGAGCUAAACCUGAAACAGAUAAACCAGUCAGUCAGUCAGGCAGUUUUCAUAAAUUUUACACAGCUUCUCAUGUUGCUCGUAGUAAAUAUUCUUUGCUAUUUAAAUUUCUGGUUAUACACUCUACACUAUGCCAUUAAGCAGAAAUAUCAGCAGACAUCUUAAGUGGAAUGCAUCUUCAGUUUGCCUGUGACCUGAUAAAGGGCCAGCGACUCCAAAGGCAUUAUGACAAACUAGAAAUCUGGGGCAAGGACUUUGACAAGUCAAAUUAGCAUUUUGAAGGGGCAUAAGUCCCUAGUCAAGAAAGAGAAGUGUGCUAGUUGCAUUCAUUUGUAAGAUAUGCAAGGGGGGUAAAGAAAAGGAGACACUAGGUUAGCGGUUCAAACUUCAAACUGCAAUCUUGGCGGCUAGGCUUUUGGCAACCAAUCUCUGUUCGUCACGUGGACUUAGUGCCAUCAUGGCAGUUUUUGUUGGAUUUCGAGGUUGUGAAAAAUCUUCUAGCACUUGAUAGCAUUAUAGCUUAUUGGAGGUUUCUUCCUUCUGUUUUCUGUAGAAAGCACAGAAAAUGAGAAUAUCUUGGCAAGCUUUCCACUUCAGCUAUUGAUAGGUAAACGAGAUGGAGAUGGUUAUAUGAUGUAUAUACAUUUGUGAGGAAGGAAUAUCUGUGUACCGUGGCCAGAUUAAUGACUGGAUGGAGUCACUUCACUUGAAAAACUGUAGAGGAACUGUGCUACAGAGCUGGCUAUUUGUAGAAAGAAGUUUGGUUGCAAUCAACAACUUUCAUUGGGAAUUUUUUUUAUCAUCAAUGGUCUUGGCUGCAUGUCCCACAAGACACAAACCAGUGGAAAAUAUGCAAAGAAGAGAAGGGCAAGUUAGCUUCACACUGUUGUGUGCUGGUAGCCUAGAAUAGAGAUGAAAUGAGAGAUCACUUCAAACAAAAAAACACUAUUGGAGGAUUCCAUAUCAUAUGUUGGGAGCUUUUGUCUGUUUUUUCCUCACAAAUUCUAGACUGGGACCUGGAGAAGGUCCCAGCAAUCACGUGGAGGGGGUGCUGGUAGGUUUUGCCUAAGUGGCAAGCUCCUUGCUGUCAUUUACAGAAUCUCCUCUAAUCCUUUCUCAGCCAAUUGUUGCACAUAGCCCACGUGGGACUCUACUAAUACAUUGUUUCCCCACCUCUUUUGGCUACUUUGGGUCGUAUUUCUAUCUUCCCCAUAUCAACUUGAAUCUUGUGCUGCAGUUCUCUUUUCUUCUUGGGGACUGCUGCACCAUGUUGCUGUGUAUAUAUAUGUUGCACUGGCUUGUUGUAGUCCUUGUGUUAGUGGGUUCAGAUCCCAGUAGUAGUUAGUUAAGAAGUGGGACUUGCUUCUUAAGGGAAGACCAUUUGUUCAUUCAUGGAGGGGGACUCUUCUGCUUCAUACAUACACAUGGUUGGUUAUUUAGAGAUAUUACUGAAACUGUCCUCCAAUCAUUUUCUUCUGAUAAGUUUUCUGUUUUUUGUUUUUUGUUUUCCUUCCCACUUUGUGCUGAUGGUAUUCACUGAUGGUUUGGCAUUUGGCAAACGUAUCUACAGGUGCAGCAUCUAAUAGAGAAAUGCUUGAUCUUCCAUAUGAGUAAAGAAGAGUGCAUGGAAGCUCUCUCCAAGCAUGCAAACAUCGAACCAGUCAUCACCUCCACAGGUUUUUCUCUCCUCCCUCUCCACUUUUUUUACUUUGAUACUGUUUCGUGCAAGUCCUCACUAGCUUAAACAUAGCUUGAUAUUUCAUAAACCUGGUAAAGAUGAAGAAAACACGUAGCAAGUUUCUCCAUAUUGCAUACCAGCAAAGCGGAUCCGGGUCUUAACCAUCAAAGUUCAAGCUUUCUUAUGAUCCAUAAACCUGCUUUGCUUGGAACUAAUUUAUGAUCAAACAGUACUCUUUGAGAAAACCCAAUGUUGCUUGCUUUUUUAGUUUCAGGAUCAUCAUGGCGUCCAAUUUCUGAAACAUGCUUGACCCUUUAGCGCCUUUCUCUUUAUUGUUGAUCCAAGAUUAUCAUAGGGCAUGAGUGGGCUGAAGUUAGUUUCAUGGCCUUUUCAGGUCCAACAUGUCAUUCCUAGAUCAUUUCUAUGAUCCAUGCAUUAGAGAUAGAAGACCAAUUCUUUGUGAUCACAAAGAUGAGAUCCCAAGUUCAUCAAUAAGAUGGUAACGCGUUGUCUGUGUUCAUCUGUGUGUGAUGGCAGUGUGGAAUGAACUGGAGAAAGAGAACAAAGGAUUCUUCGAAGCCUAUGCUGAAUCCAAGAGCAAAGACGAAAGGAUGACCGAGGAAGAAACGAGCGCCAUGAUCAAGAAGAUGAUCACUGAAUCCUCCAAAGAAGACUCCAAAGACUGAUCAUGAAAGCCUUAGCAGGUUUACAAUUUCUCUCCCUUUUCAGCAAUAUUUUGAUUAUUUUCACAGGAGGAGAAAGGAACAUCUCAAACUCUGCUUAUUCCUACAUGUGUCCCUUGGCUUCCUAGUGGUCCAUUGCCCUUUUCUGUCCUCAUGUAUGGAAGUAGCUAUGCAGUAUACGUAAGAGGACAAGUCUAUUUAUCUGCUGCAUGUUCAUGUCAGUCUUCCUGCUGUAUUCAUCCCAUCAUCGUACGAUCACGUGAAUCUUGAGCACAAAAAACUAUCAAACCUCUUGCUUACCUGCAGAGAGAAUCAACUUAAGAGGGAUGAUCAGCUCUCCACUGAUGAUAAAUUGGGUGGUUGUUUUCUUUGUUUGUCUCAACUAUGUGAAGCUGAUCAGCUCUCUAUUUCUCUCAUUAAAAUGAAGUAAAGAACAUGCUUCAUGGGGACAGUCAAGUAGAAUCUCGAGGAAGAAAAAGGGUGAAGAACCCACAAAGACGAAAACAAAAUGAAAAGCUUGGAUGGCUGGCUGGCUGGUCACGAUCAACUACUUUUUGUGUGGGUGAAAAUGGAGAUAUGAUGCCUAGCUAGGAGGAGAAAUGAGAUUGGUGAUAUUCUAUUAUCUUCAUAAACUGAAGUCCUUUGGCUGUAUGCUGUACUAUUUCCCUACCCCUGCUUCGUUGGACGCUUGCAUGUACAGGAACAGAGCUGUCUAUCGACGUUAUCAUGAUCAUGGACCUACUGCUUGUGUGAAUAAAAGCACUAUAUAUCCACGUUUCAUUUUACUUCUAGCUGAAAGUUCGUUCAUCCAAUAAUUGAGCACUUGAGGUAGCAGCAAAAAUACCUCUUAAGCGGUCGUUUAAUGGUCGUUUGGAUGAUGGAGUUAGAUCGUUUGGCGACACAGAAUAGAGAUGCAUCAAUUGGGUGGUCGAUGCAAUAUAAAUUACUUUUGUUUGAUUUGAAUUGAUAGGAGGAGGGGGCAAGUAUAUUGAAAUGAUCCAUCAAUUGUGGAAUGAGGUAAUUUUAAAGCAAUUGGGUCAAAUUACCUAUUUUCUAAAUCAAUCAUUGAAAUGGCCCCUAAAUGUCAAAUGAUCUAAAAUCGUAUUCAAAAUUUUGAACUCACUUUGGGAUGAAAGAAGUCUAAAGUGAGUUUAUUUGAAACGAGUAAUUUGUAUAAAUGAGUUUAUUUGAA